Messenger RNA from Conger conger (European conger), 2791 nucleotides. Its product is annotated as metalloreductase STEAP2-like. Gene Ontology annotation, molecular function: ferric-chelate reductase (NADPH) activity; cupric reductase (NADH) activity. The record is from RefSeq and is a predicted model, not a curated record. The transcript has 5 exons. Gene Ontology annotation, cellular component: plasma membrane; endosome. Gene Ontology annotation, biological process: copper ion import. The coding region runs from base 151 to 1398 and encodes 415 amino acids. Lineage: Eukaryota; Metazoa; Chordata; Actinopteri; Anguilliformes; Congridae.
CCUGCGACGGCGAACUGUUCCGUCUCUUUGCGCGAAACGCCCUUGCGAGGGCUAAAUCCGACGGAAGAAGAGUGGCAAUCCGAACUGCGCUGGCAAUACGCAACAUAUGAACGACCAGCAGAGGGCAGCAGUGACACAGAGGGCCUGAACAUGGACACGAUCUCCAUGGUGGGCAGCAGCGCGCUCAGCCCCCCGGAGAGCUUCCUGCCCAGCCUGGAGAAGAACGGGCUGAAGGAAGCUUCCGGAAAGCCCAGCGUGGCGGUGAUCGGCUCGGGCGACUUCUCGCGCUGCCUGACGCUGCGGCUGCUGCGCUGCGGGUUCCGCGUGGCGGUGGGCAGCCGGCGGCCCAAUCGCGUCGCCCCGCUCUUCCCGCACGUGGUGGACGUGACCAAUCAGGAGGAGGCGGCGGUGUACGUGUGCGGUAACUCGGUGGAGGCUCGGCAGCAGGUGGCAGAGCUGGCCCGGAGGCUGCACUUCGUGCCGGUGGACAUGGGGACGCUGUCGUCGGCGCGGGAGAUCGAGAACAUGCCCCUGCACCUCUUCAGCCCCUGGAGGGGCCCCGUGCUGGCGACCGUGAGCCUCUCCAUCCUCUUCUUCAUCUACUCCUUCGUCCGCGACAUCGUCCACCCCUACGUCCGCAGCCAGCAGAGCAACUUCUACAAGAUCCCCGUGGAGAUCGUCAACAAGACCCUGCCCGUGGUGGCCAUCACCCUGCUGGCGCUGGUGUACCUGGCCGGCCUGCUGGCCGCUGGGCACCAGCUCUACUACAGGACCAAGUACCGGCGCUUCCCCCACUGGCUGGAGGACUGGCUGCAGUGCCGCAAGCAGUUCGGCCUCCUCAGCUUCUUCUUCGCUGGUGUGCACGUGCUCUACAGCCUCUGCCUGCCGCUCCGGAGGUCCGAGAGGUACCUGGUGCUCAACACGGCCUUCCAGCAGGUGCGUGCGGAUGUGGAGAGCUCGUGGAAUGAGGAGGAGGUGUGGCGGGUGGAGAUGUACCUGUCGUUCGGCAUCAUGAGCCUGGGUCUGCUCUCCCUGCUCGCCCUCACCUCCAUCCCCUCUGUCAACAGCGCCCUCAACUGGAGGGAGUUCAGCUUCAUACAGUCCACCCUGGGCUACAUCGCCCUGCUCAUAGCCACCUUCCACGCGCUGCUGUUCGGCUGGAGGCGGGCCUUCCAGCCGGAGUCCUACCGCUUCUACCUGCCGCCCAGCUUCGUGGUGGCGCUGGUGCUGCCGGUGACGGUGAUCGUGGGAAAGGCGGUCCUCCUGCUGCCCUGCGUGGGCCGGAGGCUCCGGCGGAUCCGCCGCGGCUCGGAGGACGGCUGCCGGCGUCGCCGUGACGACCCGCGGGGCUCGGCCGCCGCCGCCCACGUCUCCCCCGAGAGGGUCACCAUCAUGUGACCUACGCUGACCAAUCGCGGGACUCGAUACGGUGACCCUCCCCAUGGCCGCCGGGUGGGAGGGGGGGUCACAAUCAUGUGAUCUCCGCAGACCAAUCACGGAACUCGAUAUGACAACCCCCCCCUCCCCCCAUAAGCCACCAAGGGGGGUAACCACCAUGUGAUCUCCACUGACCAAUCAGGGGACUUGAUAUGACAAUCCAUCCAACCACCCACAACACUGCCACUGGGGGGUGCUCACCAUCCUGUGACCUCCACUGACCAAUCACAGGAGACAAUAUGACAACCCCCCCCCCCCCCCAUAACUACCCACUCACUGUCAUGUGACCUCAACUUGUGUCACUGUCCCAGCAAUCCCCAUCCCAGCCUAUAUAUUGUUGUGUAUUGUAGGGGUUGGUGGUCAUAGAGGAAAUGAUAUAGUUUGCUCUGUACAGUGGACCUUUUCAUUAAUGAUGUGUGAAGCAGUGUGUGUGUGUAUAUAUAUGUGUGCUAUUGUAUGUCUGUAUCGUACUAGAUUCUAGUGCCAGUGUUAGCCUGCUUGGUGUUCACUGACUUUAAUUUCCCGAGAGGCUGCGGUUAGCCCUUAGCCACUGUGCCACGCUACAGUUAGCCGUUAGCAGCUAUGCUGUGCUACUGAGUCGCUGUGGCUAGCCGUUAGCCACAGCGCUGUGUUAAUGAGGCACUGCGGUUAAGUGUUAGCUUCACUGUGCUAGCAUGUUACUGAGGUACUGCUGUUAGCCACUGUGCUGUGCUACUGCAGAGCUGCAGUUAGCCAUUAUCCACUGUGCUGUGUUAUGAGGCACUGUUGUUAGCCAUUAGCCACUGUGCUGUGUUAUGAGGUACUGUGGUUAGCCGUUAGCCACCAUGCUGUGUUAUGAGGCACUGUGGUUAGCCGUUAGCCACUGUGCUGUGUUAUGAGGCACUGUGGUUAGCCGUUAGCCACCGGGCUGUGUUAUGAGGCACUGUGGUUAGCCGUUAGCCACUGUGCUGUGUUAUGAGGCACUGUGGUUAGCCAUUAGCCACUGUGCUGUGUUAUCAGGCACUGUUGUUAGCCAUUAGCCACCGUGCUGUGCUAUGAGGCACUGUUGUUAGCCAUUAGACACUGUGCUGUGUUACUGAGAUGCUGUGGUUAGCCGUUAGCCACUGUCCUGUGUUAGGAGGCACUGUGGUUAGCCAUUACCAGUGUCUUGUGUUACUGAUGGUUUCCCUCCUGUAUUUUUGGGUUUGUUCACAGAGGGGAAAAGCAGAGAGGCUAACAGACAGGGAAGGUGUAAUAGUCUGUGCGGGUACGAUGUGCAAGUUCUGUUAGUGGUUUGGGCAGAACAUUCUGCAGGUUCUGCCAGCAGUCUUCAUUUUACAGUACUACUUACGAAGGAAUUACAAAAACAAAUGUA